Messenger RNA from Sabethes cyaneus, 2567 nucleotides. Its product is annotated as WD repeat, SAM and U-box domain-containing protein 1-like. Gene Ontology annotation, biological process: protein ubiquitination. The record is from RefSeq and is a predicted model, not a curated record. The transcript has 8 exons. Gene Ontology annotation, molecular function: ubiquitin-protein transferase activity; protein binding. Bases 443 to 1813 code for a protein of 456 amino acids. NCBI's taxonomy places the organism in Eukaryota, Metazoa, Arthropoda, Insecta, Diptera, Culicidae.
GUGAGCUCUUUUUAAUACAAUGUAGCAGUAGUAAGACCUAUAGUGAACAUUUGCUGUUGAUAUUGUGACGUUUUUUUUUUCAUCCAGACAUCAAUCAACGAAGUGAUUCACCAGUUUGGAUCAUAAUUCUAACACGCCGGCACAGUCAUGUAUCGUCCAUUCAUCGGUUGUGACGUGUUUUAACGUAGUGAUAAUAACUUUUCUCACUAGGUAUAUGUAGAAGUUAGCGGCAUGAAUUGAACUUGUGCAAGAUUAUUGCAAAAAAACAUCUCAUCGUUAUCGUGCGUUUGUGUUGUUGAUAGAUAAGACCUGCGAGAGAAUUUGGCGAUAGUAAUACACCACGUCUAAGUGAAACCAUUUGUCAGUGAGCUAAACGCUAAAGAUACAUAUAAACUGCCUCCAGUGACUCUUGUUUUUUUUUGUAAUCGCUGAACGUGUGAACAUGAGUGGCUCCAGGACCAAGAUUCUACAAAAGAUAGCGAGCCACGGAAGCGAUGUCACGUCGGUUGACUUUUUUGGAAACUCUCUACUAGUCAGCGGGUCAAGCGAUAAAACUGUUCGAGUGUGGCGAUGGAUAGCUGGCAGUGGAUUUUGCCAGGAACCUUUUUCGCCUCUACAAGGACACAAGUACGGAGUAACCUGUGUACGUGUAUCCCCGAAGGGCGCUGUGCUGGCAUCGGCUUCAGUGGACGGCACCGUGAUCCUGUGGAAUCUUGCUACCGGCGAGGAAACACACGUCCUAACGCAGCAAGGCAGUGAAUCAAUUCGUGCGUGCGUUUUCAGUCCGAACGGUGCCUCGAUUGUCAGUUCCGAUGAUAGCGGAUCCAUAUGCGUCUGGGGUUCAGAUAAGAAUCUCAAAAGGUAUAUGAAGAUUCAUGACGAGGCAAUUCACACCAUUGCCUUCUCCAGUGAUUCGAGCAUUCUGCUGACCGCCUGUACGCUCGGGAACGUUCGAUUUUACGCUGUCGAGGAUGAUUUUGAAGCUGAAAUCUCGAAGGCAGAUUGUAUGAUCGAUGCGGCUCACGACAUGGGUGUUCUUUCCGCCGAUUUUUGCAAAAUGAUACAUGCCGAUCCCACCGAUAACUGUUCGCUAAUUUAUACGGUAGCCACCUGCGGAACGGAUCAUUUAAUCAAAAUCUGGCGUCUGUUCUACAUUCCCGCCAACGUAGACCGAAGCCGAAAGUCUCGCCUCAUACCGACGACACCUCAGGAACACUUCGCCGGCCAGUCGACCAUUUACAGCACCGCCGUAAUGAAUGCUAGCUGCGUUCAAGUCAUUGCAGCUCACGGCAGUUCGGUCACCUGUGUUAGGUUUAACAGUACUGGUACACUCUUGAUAUCGAGCAGUCUUGAUAAGAAAAUUAAAAUCUGGAACCAACAGGGAACAUGCUUGAAGACGCUUUCCGAGCAUACGCGCUACGUCAACUGUCUCGCUGUCAACAGUGAUUCAUCGGUGAUCGCGUCCGGAUCCAACGAUCGCACGGUGGUGAUCUGGGAUCUUACCGAUAAUCUGACGAUCGAUUCGCACAUCACCGGCAUUCGGUCGCUGUUGUUUACGUUGGCCACGAAAGCUAGUGACAUUCCGCUGGAGUUCGUUUGUCCGAUUACCCACGAGAUUAUGAAGGAACCGGUGUAUGCGGAAGACGGCUUUACCUACGAACGGGCUGCCAUACAGGAGUGGUUCAGCCGCGAGAAGAUCGUCUCGCCCAUGACCAACAUGGUGCUGUCCACCGACGAGCUGGUGGAAAAUGGGAAACUCAAACAGAAAAUCGACGAAUACAUCAAAUCGUUGGAUUUGGAUAAUUUUGAAUAGAAGCAGCCUUUUGUAUGCACACGUUCCACGGUUUCGGCACCAUUCCAUUCCAUAUGGAAGUCUUUUUUAUAGGUACCAAUUUUAUGUGUAUAUAAUACUGUUCGAGUAGCAGUCAAAGUUUGGACAGUUUUAUUUUGUGAUAAUAAUAUAUAACAUGGCAAGCAAUUUGUACCUUCGAAAAAUCUUGCACACAGUAGCUGAGCGAGGGAAGCUUUUAGGUGUUAAUCAGUGUUGGUAGUGUAGAGAAAGAGCCAUUUAUUUGGUCCGUUCAUUUAGAUGUUUUUGUUUGUCCAGACAACACGACAAAUGCGGUGACGGACUUACAGAAUGAAAUGAAGGUGCAGAUAUUUUUUCCCUGUGCUGGGCACGAAAGUAUCGAUAACUGAUUUGUGUAUGUUGGACGGACUUAGAAUAGGUUCUCUCGACAGCGCGUGAUAACGGAACGAACGACGAAAGCCACGAGGGGUUAGCGCGGAGAUGAUGACGAUGAUGCAAUGGUGAAUUAUGACACAUUGCGCGUACUGCCAUGCUGGAUGGAUGAAACAGAGUACGUGCUACAGCAAUGAAAAAAAACUCAAUCUACAAGUGCCUAAACCUUUAUCUUUUUUACUGUAGCGAAGUAAAGAGAAAAAAAAAAAGAUUUGCUAAAUAUAUUUUUAUCUGUCAGAUUUGCUCACGUUAGAAAUACAUACCGAUUUGUAAGUGUGUUUAAGCCUAGUGUAUGUGAGUUCGAUUCUUUGCUCGAUAUCGAUGA